CUGGAGACAUGCAAGUGCCAUGAUGUUGAAGAACUCGAGAGCUACAAAGCAUUACCCCACCAUCAUCUGCUAGGUGCCAACUGCAACCUUCAACCAUACUUCCAAACUGUUGACCAACACACAUAUAUGAAAAGUCUAAGUUGACAAUGUCAAAACAAUACCUCACCGCCCACACGGUGGACCAAGCCCACCCAGCAGAUAUCUUCUCCCUCGCUCCGACGCCGACAAGCCUUCUCUCAGCGAGCGGCUCCUCAUCCCUCCUCGUGCACAGCACCACGGACGCGUCCUUCCCGCUGCAGCAGACCAUCGCCGCCGCGCACAAGCUCGGCUGCCACCACGUGUGCACCGCGCGGGGCGGGGUCGGCAGCGUCGCCGCGAGUGUUGGAUUUGGAGGGGAGAUCAAGAUCUGGUCAAGCGAUGGCAAGGAGUUUCAUCUCGAAUGGGAGAUCACACCGGCUACGUGGGCGAGCAACAAUGGGAAUGGGAAUGGGAAUGGUGCGGCUGGAGGAGCCGACGUGUGGGCCAUAGCGCUGAGCGCGGAUGAAGGGUACCUCGCCUGCACGACCAGCGACGGGCGGAUCCAUGUCUGGGAUCUUGCCGCGAGGGAGAAGAUACAGACGUAUGAGACUGGUGCUAGGGGAGGGGGUAGUUUUGCCAUGGCUGUGGACCUGAGUGUGGACGGGAGGCUUACGGCUAGUGGGCAUGAGAGUGGCGCGGUGUAUGUGUUUAACAAUGAUGCGGGGAGGACGGUUUACUCGUUGUCUGGUCUGGCCAAGCCCGUUCGCGCGGUUGCUUUCUCGCCCGGCUGCAAACGUCUUGCGGCUGCGGGUAACGCGGGCGUCAUCGCGCUGUAUGAUAUGGAGCACGGAGAACAUGUGGGAAAUCUUACAACGCCGAGCACACGGCCGGCGUGGAUCACAUCACUGGAUUGGAACGAAACUGGCGAGUACCUCCUGAGCGGGUCACUCGACGGGAAGGUCAAGGUCUGGGAUGUCGCUCGCGGGGUCUGUGUGGCCACGCACAGCGAGACAGAAGGGGCUUUGUGGAGUGUCCGUUGGCUACCCAAGACUGAGAGGGCUCUGGCGCCGGGUAUGGGCAAGGGCGAGAUGUUCUGCGCGGCUGGGGCGAGCAGGAGUAUCACCUUCUACCGGGAAGCAACAGGGUCUUGAGCAUGGCGAAGGGCUCUUAGGAGGCGGUCAUAAGACGUGGGGUCCGCUCGACAUCGAUUGCUUAGAUGGGUGAUGGGAUAGAGAAAAUACAACAUGGCCUGGUGCCAGGUCAUAUGCCCCAGGGCCCCUUAUCGACACCAUCGGAGAGCGUGGUUGGGCUCUGAAACCCGGACUCCAGGCUCCGCUUAUAAUGAAGUCGGGGUGAGCACUUGAUUACUUUGCCAAAUUAUAG
Molecule: messenger RNA, 1401 nt
Organism: Canariomyces notabilis
Lineage: Eukaryota; Fungi; Ascomycota; Sordariomycetes; Sordariales; Chaetomiaceae
Product: WD40 repeat-like protein
Exons: 4
Coding region: 147-1169 (340 amino acids)
Cellular component (GO): nucleus
Molecular function (GO): protein binding
Source: RefSeq, a predicted model, not a curated record